AUGCACCAUGUCUUUGAGUUACAGAAUCGAUUUGCUAAUGUGACUCGUAUGCUCAUAUCCUCUGGUUUAAUGAUUCCGUGGACACAAUUAAGAAUUAUUUUUCUUAUUGCCUGGGCAGCAAUCAACCAUUUUAGCACCUGGCUUGCUUCUAGCCUCAGCAUAUUUUAUUUGCUCAAGAUAGCCUUUCUCCAACCUAUUUUUAUUCACCUAAGGAGGAGAGAGAAGAGUGCCAUUUUAGUGUCAUGGGUCCUAAGCACCAAGGUCUACAUGAACGCGUUGCAAGCUCUGGUCUCCAUUCUCUUGUUAUUUGCCAUGUCUUCUCCGUCUUUAAUUGUAUCUGUGGGCCUUCUAAUAGAAUGCUGA
This is a messenger RNA of Marmota monax (woodchuck), 363 nucleotides long. RefSeq names its product taste receptor type 2 member 50-like. Gene Ontology annotation, cellular component: membrane. The transcript has 3 exons. Gene Ontology annotation, biological process: sensory perception of taste; G protein-coupled receptor signaling pathway. The coding region runs from base 1 to 363 and encodes 120 amino acids. Lineage: Eukaryota; Metazoa; Chordata; Mammalia; Rodentia; Sciuridae. Gene Ontology annotation, molecular function: G protein-coupled receptor activity. The record is from RefSeq and is a predicted model, not a curated record.